UCGCCUGGCAGGUCAGCUGCUCUGUGUUUCAGUCUGAAGCCGUUGGCUGCUGCUACGGAACCGUUUGGCUCUUUUCUCUACUAGCGAGCAACACUACAUUCAAGACCCGACUGUACAACCAGCUCAAUUUUAAGGGGAUUUAUCACCAUAUAUGCCCGUAUACUCAAAACACAUCGCUCCCUGGGAAUUCCAGGUACCGGUUGGCCGGUUCCGAAGGCCGUUAUAACGCUCUUUUCGAGGUGUAAUUAGAGCUUGAAAACAGCGGUGGUAGUAGAGGAGAUUCCAUAUUAGGAGCACAGAGGAGAAGGCACCCCCCUUGUGUGAUUUGGAGCUUUUGGUUCCGAGCCCAUGGUUUAAAGUCCAGACUGACUGAACACAGAAGUGGUGCAUCCAGACUUACUUCUGGGGCUAGGCGUGUGCGUGCUGACCUCAUGGUGUAACAGGAUUAAAGAUGAGCAUUAGCAGUGAUGAGGUCAACUUCCUGGUCUACAGAUACCUACAGGAAUCAGAUCACCUUCAAAGAAGCUCCAACGUGACAGAAUUUCUUUAAGGGUUCUCCCACUCUGCGUUUACAUUUGGUAUAGAGAGCCACAUCAGUCAGUCCAACAUCAACGGUGCUCUGGUGCCCCCUGCUGCCCUCAUCAGCAUUAUUCAGAAGGGUCUGCAGUAUGUCGAGGCUGAAGUCAGCAUCAAUGAGGAUGGCACGUUAUUUGAUGGGCGACCCAUCGAGUCCCUAUCCCUCAUUGAUGCGGUGAUGCCAGACGUGGUUCAGACGAGGCAGCAGGCUUACCGGGAUAAAAUGGCCCAGCAGCAGGCUGCAGCUUCAGCACCAGCCUCAGCUGCAGGAGGCAGCAUAACCGGGAACGCCAAGAAUGGAGAGAAUACUGCCAACGGGGAGGAGAACGGAGCCCAUGCCUUAGCAAACAACCACUCAGAUCUGAUGGAAGUGGAUGGAGACGUGGAGAUCCCUCAGAAUAAGGCAAUGGUCCUGAGAGGUCAUGAGUCCGAGGUCUUUAUCUGUGCCUGGAACCCAGUGAGCGAUCUGCUGGCGUCUGGGUCUGGUGAUUCGACAGCUCGCAUCUGGAACCUGAGUGAAAACAGUACUAGCAGCUCCACACAGCUGGUGCUGAGGCACUGCAUUAGGGAAGGAGGACAGGACGUCCCCAGCAACAAAGACGUCACCUCACUGGACUGGAAUAGUGAGGGCACACUGUUGGCUACAGGCUCAUAUGAUGGCUUUGCCAGAAUAUGGACAAAAGAUGGUAAUCUAGCCAGUACACUGGGUCAACACAAAGGUCCCAUUUUUGCCCUGAAGUGGAAUAAAAAAGGCAAUUUUAUCCUCAGUGCUGGAGUAGACAAGACUACAAUCAUAUGGGACGCCCACACAGGGGAGGCCAAGCAGCAGUUCCCCUUCCACUCAGCCCCAGCUCUGGACGUGGACUGGCAGAGCAACAACACGUUUGCUUCCUGUAGUACAGACAUGUGCAUCCACGUCUGUAAACUGGGACAGGACCGGCCCAUUAAAACAUUCCAGGGACACUCGAAUGAAGUUAAUGCAAUCAAGUGGGACCCCACGGGAAACCUGUUAGCAUCCUGCUCAGAUGAUAUGACCUUGAAGAUCUGGAGUAUGAAGCAGGAUUCGUGCAUCCAUGACCUGCAGGCCCACAGCAAAGAAAUCUACACCAUUAAAUGGAGUCCUACUGGACCAGGAACCAACAAUCCCAGUGCUAACCUCAUGCUAGCCAGUGCAUCGUUUGACUCCACGGUGCGUCUCUGGGAUGUGGAUCGAGGCAUCUGUAUCCACACGCUGACCAAACACCAGGAGCCGGUGUACAGCGUGGCUUUCAGCCCCGAUGGGCGCCAUCUGGCCAGCGGCUCUUUUGACAAAUGUGUGCACAUCUGGAAUACACAGACGGGGGCGUUGGUGCACAGCUACAGAGGGACAGGCGGCAUCUUCGAGGUGUGUUGGAACGCAGCAGGAGACAAAGUGGGAGCUAGCGCGUCAGACGGAUCUGUGUGUGUAUUAGACCUGCGGAAAUAGUGCUGCUGUUUGUUGGAAGCCAUGGACCGACCAUGAAUGUGUACAUAGCCAAAUGACUGUCCCUGCCUGCCCUGCGUACUGCUCACGCUUACGACUACGGCCCCGCCCACCGACAAACAGGAAGCAGGAUACAGGAACAGGACGCAAGUACCCGACACAGCAGGUCCAGACGUGGGG
Fundulus heteroclitus (mummichog) is the source of this 2218-nucleotide messenger RNA. It is a transcript of the gene tbl1xr1a, whose product is annotated as tbl1x receptor 1a. Gene Ontology annotation, molecular function: transcription corepressor activity; protein binding. Lineage: Eukaryota; Metazoa; Chordata; Actinopteri; Cyprinodontiformes; Fundulidae. The transcript is spliced from 17 exons. The record is from RefSeq and is a predicted model, not a curated record. Gene Ontology annotation, biological process: regulation of transcription by RNA polymerase II. Bases 755 to 2041 code for a protein of 428 amino acids. Gene Ontology annotation, cellular component: histone deacetylase complex.